Rana temporaria (common frog) is the source of this 1993-nucleotide messenger RNA. RefSeq names its product membrane bound O-acyltransferase domain containing 4 (gene MBOAT4). Gene Ontology annotation, biological process: peptidyl-serine octanoylation; lipid modification. Gene Ontology annotation, cellular component: endoplasmic reticulum membrane. Bases 155 to 1942 code for a protein of 595 amino acids. The record is from RefSeq and is a predicted model, not a curated record. The transcript has 5 exons. Gene Ontology annotation, molecular function: serine O-acyltransferase activity. NCBI's taxonomy places the organism in Eukaryota, Metazoa, Chordata, Amphibia, Anura, Ranidae.
GGCCUACUGAGUGCCUGCUGUGUUUAUUUUCACUAGCGUGGCCUGUGACAUGUGUCACUAUAAAAGAAGGAAGACAGAGUGUGCUUCACAUUGGGGAUGAAGGUAAUCCUUGUCAGACACGUUACCUGUCAGUUUGGUAAAUAGGAGCCUUUUAAUGGAUUACAUUCAGGUUACAUUUCAUCGAGUCGCUGUGUACCAGAUGGCGGCCUUCCCAUGUGCUUGGCUGUAUGGUUAUCUCUGCUCCUCUGGCCAUUUGCCUAUUACAGUCAGGUAUGCUUUGAUGAGGAUACCAGAUACAAGUCAACCACAGUUGCAGGAAGUGGCAAGGGCCAAGCUAGAGCCCAUCACCACAGAAGCUGGUAAGAAUUUUGACCAUGCUGGGAAGUUGCAGGAAGUGGCAGGGGACACGCCAGGGCCCAUCGCCACAGAAGCUGGUAAGAAUUUUGUCCAUGCUGGGAAGUUGCAGGAAGUGGCAGGGGACACGCUAGGGCCCAUCACUACAGAAGCUUGUCAGAAUUCGGUCCAUGCUGUGAAGUUGCAGGAAGUGGCAGGGGACAUGCUAGGGCCCAUCACUACAGAAGCUCGUCAGAAUUCGGUCCAUGCUGUGAAGUUGCAGGAAGUGGCAAGGGACAGGCUAGAGCCCAUUACUAGAGAAGCUGGUCAGAAUUCAGUCCAUGCUGUGAAGUUGCAGGAAGUGGCAAGGGACAGGCUAGAGCCCAUUACUAGAAAAGCUGUAAAUGUAACUUGGACAUUUGUGUUUUAUUUCAGAUACAUUUAUCUCUUAGUUGGAGGAGUGAUUUUAGCUUGCGCUUCCAUGGGGCCCUAUGCAGUAUUUAUCUUCAUCCCUGCCCUUUGUCACGCAGCAUUGUUUCAUAUUGUCAGCUGGGAAUCUGUCUAUAAAUGGGCAUUUCUGUUACAAAUGACAUGGCAGACUGGAUGUCACCUAUGGCUAAUGUACAGACAGUAUUAUCUGGAGGAAACCAUGUCUGUAAAAUUAUCCAUUAUGAUUUCAUCUCUUAUGCUCUUGACGCAAAAAGUCACAUCUCUGGCUAUGGAUCUCCAUGAACGAAAGAUGACAUUUACAGCAAACUAUUGCACGAAGGAGAAAAGUUUCCACGCCGUGUGGAGGUACAAUAUACUGGUCAUACUUUCUUAUUUCAUGUUCUUCCCUGCUCUCCUGGGCGGUCCACUGUGUUCAUUUGUAAAGUUCCAGCAGCAGGUUAAUAAAGCUUCCACGUGUUGUAACUAUAGGCAUGCCUGGAUAUUAAGUAGAGGCCUGACAUUAUUCAUGCUGCUGCAGAUUCUUCGAGCUGUGCUGUUUGAAAAAAUGAACUUCCAAUGUGACCUCAUGAACUGUAGACACCUAGGCUGUAUAUAUGUUAUGUGGAGCACAGCGCUGAUAUAUAAAAUGACUUAUUACUCCCACUGGCUACUGGAUGAAGCCUUAUUUCACACAGCAGGAUUUUCCAUAGAAUUAUGUUCACACGUAGAAGUUUCCGACAUCAAUAUCUUCACCUUAGAAACAACUAAUAAAAUCUCGGUGUUUGCCAGGACCUGGAACAAAAGCACAGCCAUGUGGCUAAGAAGACUUGUAUUUGGAAACUGCAGGACAAGACCUGUACUGUGGACAUUCGCAUUCUCAGCUUGGUGGCAUGGACUGUACCCUGGACAAAUCUUUGGAUUUUUGUGCUGGGCGUUGAUGCUGGAGGCUGAUUACAGAAUACAUACAUAUUUAGAAUAUGUUUCAAAACCCUGGUAUAUCCAAUAUCUGUUCAAAACAUGUACCUGGCUACAAACCCAGUUAAUUAUUGCAUACGUCAUGGCAGCCAUUGAAAGCAGGACUUUAGCAAGUGUAUUGGCCCUCUGUUUUUCGUACAACAGUUUAUUUCCUAUUUUCUACUGCAUGUCAUUUAUAUUCUUAGGAAAACAUAGAAAAGGGUAGUUAUUUGUUAUAAAGUAUGACACAUUACCAUAGCAGUACUGUACCUUUAGA